Molecule: messenger RNA, 8255 nt
Organism: Acanthoscelides obtectus
Lineage: Eukaryota; Metazoa; Arthropoda; Insecta; Coleoptera; Chrysomelidae
Source: the annotation of a GenBank genome assembly
GAUCAAAACAGUCGCGGCAGUUGAGUUGCGAAGCGCGGUGGUAGCGAUCGCCAGUUUGAUAUGGUCGCGCGGGGCGAGAGCAUGUUCGAGAGCUACGACAGCUACUCGUACCGACUGUGGAGUUUAGCAAAUGUCUGGAACACCUGCCAACGUGAGUAGUUAUUAUGCUGCCGCUGAUGCUUCUUGUGUCUGAAAGUGAUUUGUUGCACGUGCUUUUAUGUUACGACACUGCUUCCUCCUCCUCAUACAUUGAUACCCAAAGACGUACGCGAUGACGUCGGUUACAUUAGCGGUUAGCCCACAAACAGCUCCAUCGCUCUCGAACGGCGUCAUCAAAGAAGAAGAAAUGUCACCGAUGGCAGCCGUGGCCGCGGCCGCGGCAGUAGCCGCCGCCGAGUACUUUAUCAAGUGUCCGCAAUGUCAGCAAGGCUGCCAGUCCUUCCAGGCGCUGAAAGAGCAUGCGGAGGUCGCGCACGGUGGUGAGGGGGCGGUCGCUCCCGCAUCGGGGGUGGGCCUAACCACGGAGAUGGGCGGAGCCCGAACGCCGCCCGCCAUGACCGGACCAGGCGGUCCGUUCGGCUGCGCCCACUGUCCUACGUCUUUUGCCGCGAAGGAUCAGCUCGAGAAGCAUGAAUUGCUGCACUCGCCUAAUGCUCAAGUGUCCUGCAAAAUCUGCAACAAGACGUUCGCAAAUGUGUAUAGGCUACAGCGACACAUGAUCAGCCAUGAUGAAAGCGCCGUACUUAGGAAAUUCAAAUGCACAGAAUGCGAAAAAGCCUUCAAAUUCAAACAUCACUUAAAGGAACACAUCAGAAUCCACAGUGGAGAAAAACCAUUCGAAUGUGGGAACUGCGGGAAACGUUUCUCCCAUUCCGGAUCCUAUUCUAGUCAUAUGACAUCAAAGAAGUGUCUUGUAAUGAAUCUCAAAUUAGGUAGAACUAGAGCUCCAACGAACAAUACUCUCUUAGACAAAACCUCACAGCAGAGCGUACGGAUACCAAAGAGAACCAAUGUUAGUCCAAUAAACAACAAUAUUCCAACUAGUCCCAAUCACAAUGCCUACUUGCCUAUACUCCCGAAGUAUUCAGAGGCUGCAGCAGCGUUCUUCCAGUCCUCUCUAGCAGGCAAUACUUCUCUGUCUCCUUUUUAUUUGACGCCUCCGUCUUUGCUCAACGCUGGUCAUUCUAUAGACCCUUACCGUACUAUUCCUUCGUUGGGUCACAUUUUGGAGCAGUUACAGCAACAAAAUGCUAACCAUUUACGACCUCCAAUUAUGGACUCUGAUACGCCUACUAGAUACGUCACCCCGCACAGUUAUGAUACAGCUAGUGUCAAAUCGGAAAACAACGAAAAUAUACCAACAUCGAAUGCUGGAUCAGAAUGUGGCGAUCUGGUCAUGGAUGAAGACGCUGAUCACGAACCUGAGACAGCAAAAGUAGAAACCGAAAGUAAAGAUACUACUAAUAAUGGAGACUUAGAAGCUGUGAAACGGAUAUUAGAAACAGUAAAUGCAACAGUUACCAAAGAGUUACUCCAAGCGAAUAUGCAAAGAGUUACUUCAGACUCUUCUAGUGAUAGCCAUAGUGUCGCAUCGUCGCAUUCACCUCGAGCAUUUAGUUGCAGUCACUGUAAGAAAUCGUUCUCAUCUUCAAAUCAGUUAGAAGAACAUGAGUGUGAAGACCAUAGAAGUGAAGGCUUGGCCGCCAAAUUGGAAGACGCCUUGACGUCAAAGUCAGAUGAUGCUCAUAACGGUAGUAUUAGUAGCGGCGAAGAACAAGAAUACGACAGGUUACAUUACAAUGCUAAUGAUGAAGUUGACUCAGAAUCUUUCGCUACCACGGAUCACGUUUCUGAAGACGGUAGGAAAGUCAGGGUCAGGUCAUUGAUCUCCGAUGAACAGUUGAAAGUUCUAAAGGACCAUUACAAAUUGAAUGCAAGGCCCAAAAGGGAAGACCUGGAGAAGAUCGCCUCGACGAUAGGGUUUCCAGUAAGGGUAGUGCAAGUUUGGUUCCAGAAUACAAGAGCAAGAGAUAGACGAGAAGGCCGUCUGUUUCAAGUUCCUUACAAUCCAGCGUCGUACCCGCCAACAACAAGCGUGGUUCCAAUAAAGCCUCAUCCAGAAAGUUCGCCACCUCCUGAACCAGAGUAUAUCUCGGAACAACCAUUGGAUUUGUCGAUAAGAAAAGGGUCCUUGUCCAAUGAAUCGUCGCCAGUGAGCUCACCGAGAAGACCUCCUUCAGUCAACCACCAAGAGUCUAACGACGAGGUGGUGAACCUCAGCAGAAAGUCGUCCAGUCCAGGCCCCUAUGUACCUCACCAUUACCAUGGUUCCAACUCAUCAGAACCCCGACAAUCACCUUCACCGUCCGCGUUGGACUUCAACAGCAGUAGGUUGGCCCAGAUGUUAGCUCAACCAAGUCAUAUGACCAUACCCGGUAUGGGUCUGGUAUCCCUAAUGGACCAGCCAAGUUUAUCGCACCUGAUCAAAGUGAAUCUGUCCAGCUUGAGUCCACAAGGGAGAAAACGGGGGUCUGACAUGAUGGACGAUGAUCCUAAUGGGGCUAAAAGGAGGUGCAUGCUCAAAAAUUUCGGCGUUCCGGUGUACGAUGGACAAGAACCAGAGGUUGAGGGUCAAUUCAGCUGUGAUCAAUGUGAUAAGGCGUUCUCCAAGCAAAGCUCGUUGGCUAGGCACAAGUAUGAACAUUCAGGUCAAAGGCCUCACAAGUGCGACGAGUGUACCAAAGCCUUCAAACACAAGCACCAUUUAACCGAACACAAAAGACUACAUAGUGGCGAAAAACCUUUUCAAUGCAGCAAGUGUUUGAAACGCUUCUCCCACUCUGGAUCCUACAGCCAGCACAUGAACCACCGGUACUCAUACUGCAAACCUUACAGAGAAUAAUGCCAGAGACUGUAUAGAAACUACUUUUAAGAAUAUAGCUCAUAAAUGUCCCUACGUGGUGAUUAUACUUCCAUGGUUCAAGCUGGUUUUUUGUACUAUUCACACAAACUUUCCCAAUUACAUGGUGUAGGUUUCACUAUAUUCACUAGCUUCGUCUGAUUAAGAACAGCUCUUUACCAUUCAGACAAUAAUACACUUCUAAGAGCACAAUGAAAUCGUUUGCUUCAACAUCACUUCAAAAAGAGUGAUCAAUCAACCUAAAAAUAAUAUGCAUUCCUCAUUACUAAAGUAUACAAAAUGAAAACAUAACCGCUCGUCGCCCGUAAUUUUAAAAAAAUUGUGUAAAAAAUACAUAAGACUUGCUUGAACUGUUUGUAAGGUUAUACGUGCUCUCUAAGUGGACUAUCUGCCAAAAUUUUUAAUCUCUGACAAGUAAAUAUUUUUGAGCAGCAGUGUACUACGGGAAACUCUUGCCAAAUAAGGUAAAUGUAUAUAGGUUAUGAUAAACUUUAAACAGAUCUGCAGAAAUAUUUAUGAUGAUGUGCUACAAUUUAUUUUAAGUAUGUACUUGACACAGUUCUCAGAGUUCUCCAAAGAAAGCAAUGUGCAAUUGAACUCUCUCCUCUGAUAUUUUGUUAUUAGUUUCGUCAUUUCCCAGAGUUUAUAUUAAUAUUAAGCUUUGUUUUUUAUAUUUUUUUGAUUGUUCAUUAAGUUCCAAAACAGUCUCAAUCCAAAUCUGCAGUUAACAGCGAAAAAGUAAAAAAAAUGAAAAACUACUCACCGUUCAUCGAACAGAAAGUCCAAGUACAGCUCUGUCACUUGUAAGUAUUGUUCAACGUUGUCCGCAAUAGAUUCAAAAACACAUGAACGCAGAGACAUAGGACUGCCUUUCCCGAAUUCGCUAACGAAGUUCGUCAACCGUUUCCACCCUCGGUUUUAGGAAAUAAUUUUAUUUUGCUCCAAACAAAAAAAAAAGGAAAUCACGAGUUAUCUUGAAAAACGAUCAGCAUGCUCUCGCGAAGCCUCGGUAACAUUUCGAAAACAUUCACCGUGAAUUAAAAUAAUAUGGACAACUCCGAUAUUGCUGUAUGAGUAUAUUUUUACCUUGUUUUUUUUAGAACCGAUGUGUAAAGGUUUUGUUUGUCCACGCGGUCAGUGCCUGGAUGGAGUACUGAUGCGCAUCGUACGUACGUCAAGGUGCAGGCCACUUGAAAGUCUUAGUUAAAAAACCGGUUUGGCGAGUGGUAGAACUCGAUAGCAUAAAAUCACACUCUUGUUCUACACCCUUGGUUAUUGCAUAUUAUAUGAGAUUCUUUUCGCUUUAUAUUUUUGCAAGCAGAUAGUAGAUUGCUGGGACUGUGUUUGGAGUCUUAUGAACCUUUGAAUCAAUUGGUUAUAAUCAUUCCACAGAGACAAAAAAUUUCUAAACUAACACGACUUGUAAAUAAUAGGAAUACCAAAUCUGGUACCUGCAUAAUAAUACUCAUAGAUAUAUAAAUUUAAGUUUAGUGCCAGAAAGAAUCAAUGGUCUUCCACCACUUUCAUAAAUAGUGGUGUUUAGCGCAGGCAACGGGCACCAAAGGCAAUUUUCGGAAAACUUAAAAUUUUAGUCCUUAUGUGCAAUUGGAUAACGUUCGCAAUGCCAUUCGACUCCAGAUAUUUUAUCAAACAAUGAGUCAAUAUUACAGUAGGUAAUCAACCUAUACAAAAGGUCGAUUUAUAAACUCUAACGUGCCAUACCGUCGGCGUACUGUUGACGUAACGCUACCGCUGACAGUUAAUAUCAAUUUGUAACCUUACUAAAGUUAGGGCGUGACGCAUAACCUAAGGCAAGAUUGCAUUAUUUCUUAAAUAUCAGGCCAAACUUGUCUGCAGAUCAUAUGCAGUGUCUUCAUCACUUGUAACACACAUCUGAUAAUUCAUAUUAUUAUUUGAAUAAACUAAAUAAAAUAUAGUAAACAAUCUCAACGGAAGUCACGCCGGAUAAAACAAAACAUAUGUCAUAUCAAACAGAAAACAAAAUGAACUGAUCCGACGCAACAAACACGUGAUUUGCAGGCUCCUUUUCGUUAGUUGAAAUGGCAACGGCAGAAAGUUAAAAAUUCGUCAAGUCGUCAGCGUUACAAACGGACGUUGCGUAAUUCCUUCUUAUAAACAGUUCAACGUCGAGCGCAUGCAAGUUCGGCAGUGUUGUGGAACGUCAGAGCUUAUUAAUCGACCUUUAAGGUCCAUCAACCCCAGUUUUGACUUCAGAUCCGUGUUCAGCAUGAAAAAUUACAUGGGAAAACUAUAGUUGCAGUUACUCAUUUUUAUUCUGUGGGCUUGUGUUGCGUUACUCUACUCUAUUCUUUCUUCUUUAUUCUUUGUAUAGCGUCAGUAUUCCGGCUACCUCCAAAAUGACUUAAAUCAUUGAGGUAGAUUUUACUACAGUAAGUAAAGAAAUAAUCUAAUGCUUAUCAUUGUUUGAAAGAAAAACUCUGCGAGUGCCAUUAGUUACCAAUAUAAAUUUAGUCGGGUAUAAUAUUAAAAAGUUAUUGUGAUUGGAAAAUUCGAUAUAUUAUUUUUUUAUUAUUACGAGUGUAGAUAUGUAAAUAAUACGUAUUGCUUUCUAAGUGCCAUAUACCAACGAAAUUGCAUAGCCUAGUAACUGUAGAUAAGAAAUUUAUUGGUUUCAGUACAUCGAUGAUACCAUAGAUUGUAAGUGACGAUUUAUGAUUGGUAACCUGCCUUUAGUUUGUAAACAGUACAAUAAGAGGCAAAACAGAGGUUUCAGGGAAAUAUGCUUAGACACAAAAUACCGAAUCCAACAUUUUGAAUUAAAUAACACCACACAAAUGGACAGAUGCUAUACAAUCCAAGCAAUCAUUAAAAAUUAUACUAAAUACAUCUCUAUCCUUUACAACAGUUCCCCCUAAAACGGUUUGGGAUUUUAUGAAUAGCCGUUUGAAGAAUAUUUAGGAACUUUGGCAAUUUUCGUUUUUCAUACUGUUUUUUGGUGUCGAAAAUAGCAUAUUUUGAGCCGACUUUUUUAAAUAACUUCCAACAUCUCCUGGACUAUUGUGUCCAAUAUAUUUCGUCUGACAAUGUGAAAUACUCGUAUCAUGUAGUUUGUCACCAUAUUUCCCUGGAAGUGCUCAAGUGCAGCCAUGCAUCUGAGAUGUUACAUGACAAUACGUAGUGCUGGUAGUUGCAACAAUACAAUGAAAAAAUGGUGCAAGUCUUUAUCUUUUUAUAGGCAUUUAUUUCUAAUAGGUAUUUUUUCAAGAGACGACGGUGGUUACGUUACCAGUUUAUGAAUUAAUGUAUUUUUGUAUAUUUUACUGAUGUGAAUUAUAUGUGCCAUAUACAUAAGUUUCUUAAAUCCAGUAGUCAGCCCCACGUACUUGUAGUCUCAAUGCAAGUAUGUAAAAGUAGCAAAGCAUUUGGUGAACCUCAAACAAUAUUUAUACGUUCGAUAAGACCACAAUUCGUUGUCAAUAAUAUCUGUACACUUUAUGGUCGAUUUCAAAAUAAUGUUAAUCCUCUGAUUCACAGGUUUCCUGUAUCUGACCAUAUUUCAAAAUCAGGAAAGUAAAAAAAAUACGAUGGAGAGGCAUUAGAUUCUAAGAUGCUACUUUUAUAAAAGCUUAUGUGGUACAUUUCCGAAUCUCAACUGACGAUAUAGAAUAUUUAAAAAAAACUUAAAUUAAACUUUAAUUUUUGAACGGAUCAAGUUAGUGGACUGAAAUUCGGAAUGAUAAAAUUGAUGCAUGAAUACUAAAUUUCAGCGUAAAUGGAUAGUUUAAAGUUUCAAGAUGACGGCUGGACAUCAUCUUGGACCAUUUUUUAACUGGAAGAGGGUUCAUGUGAGAAACAAUCUCAUUUUGAAGCUCUUGAUGAGUAUAAAGAAUAGAGUAUAAUUCACUAUCUUUCAAAAUGGCGGACCAUCGGGCUGCAAAAGUUGAACGUUUUUAUACACUGAAUCGCUUAUAACUCUACAUCUCAUCAUAAAAACACUAUAGUAUGUUAUAUAAAUCUUCUUCUUUCCAGAGGGUCUAUUAUAAAUGUGCAAUAAAAUAUGGGACAUUCUGUUAAAAAAAAUAACAGAUUUUGAGAUUAUCUUUUAUAUGGAAUGUCAUCCAUCCGGAUAGAUCCUCCCAAGAAAAGAAGAUUGAUACAAAAUAAUAUCGCUGCUUUUUGAUGAUUGGUUGUCGAGAUAUAUGGUAAGCAAUUCAAUGUAUAACAGUCAGCCCGCCAGUUCGUCGUAUUGAAAGAUAACGAUUUGUUAUUCUAGGGUUCUAAAGGAGGAGCUUCAAAAUGAGAUAUCACAUGCCCCCCUCCCCUAUUCCAUCUAAAAGAGUUGUUCCAUGUGCCCUGUCCACAUUAUUGGAAUUUUCAGAUAUCAAGUUAAAUAUAGUAUUCAUGCAAUAAAUUAAUCACCGAAUCUCAGCUUGCUAACUUGACCCGUUCAAAAAAUAAGUAGGGCGCCUUUUUGAAAGGCACGGUAUAAACUUUGUCAUUUAGGUAUGUAUUUAUACCUUGGAUUUAGGAAACUGUUAAGAUUUAAUUGAACCAUUCCAAAUUAAGUACCUAACUAAUGAUUUCCAGUGUGUGAAUUUAUAGGUAUAUACUAUAAGGUUUUGACAAUAACAUAGCCAUUUGAUAUAAAACUUAUUUACCUAGUACUGCUGAUGUUAUGAAUAAAGUAGCAUUUAUUAUAUAGAGUGAAGAAAUCUCAAGGUAUGCGGGAAGAAUCUGAAGUUAAAGAAGAUAUAUUUACAAUUUAUAAUAUUGAUAUCUAUAAAUUUUAAUAAUUAAGACUAUUUCUGUGUAUAGCUAUUCUGUAAAUACUACUGAAUGUUUAUUCCCUCUUAUUGCUAGAAAGGUCCAGUCAAUUGAUUUUAUUCAUUACUGUUGUUCAAUCACAGAAACUAGCCGGCUGUUUUUUCUUUGAUGAACUACAUUUCCUUAUGGGAGAUGUACGUAUAUUUAGCACCUCGUUUGACUGGGCUCUUAUUUUUAUCAUUAGAUCUUAUCUCAUGCUCUAUUUUUAUUUUUAUACUUUUGAUCCACAAGCUUAGUCAUUACUGAUGCAUAACUGUUUAGUUGUGUCAGUUGUGUGAUUUAUUUUUUCUUACAUUUUAUUUGUUAUUUUUUUUACAUUGGCUAGUUUUACCAAAGAUUAUGUAAUAUAUUUUAGCCAAAUAGAGUUCUAUAUGUUCAUAUGUUUUUUAUUUGUUUUUUGUCGCUAUAUUCUUAUGUCUCUUAAUGGUUUUAUUGUAUAUUUUUUUAUACACGAAUCUUGUAAAAAAUGAAGAUUAUAAGGGAUGUCUGUGUAAAUUCUAUUGCAAAAAGUUGACAAAUGUAUUUUAAU